This is a messenger RNA of Anguilla rostrata (American eel), 816 nucleotides long. It is a transcript of the gene otos, whose product is annotated as otospiralin. The coding region runs from base 110 to 382 and encodes 90 amino acids. The record is from RefSeq and is a predicted model, not a curated record. The transcript is spliced from 4 exons. Lineage: Eukaryota; Metazoa; Chordata; Actinopteri; Anguilliformes; Anguillidae. Gene Ontology annotation, biological process: sensory perception of sound.
UUUGGGGUCCACUUUAAACAUUCCCGUAGGUCGCACAAGGACCCAUUCAGCUCUGCGUGCAAAAUAAGAUUGAUUUCCUUUACGUCUCGAAGGCAGCGCAACAGGAAGGAUGAAGUGGCUAGUAUUUUUUGGAAUGGUCUGUGGGUGCAUCAUUCUCAGUCAGUUCAGCAAUGCCAGAGUCAUUCCUGAAGGAGUUCCAUAUGAUCAGCCACCAAAUGUGCCCUACUGGCCCUACUCUACCACUGACUUCUGGAGAUACGUGGAAUACUUCCGCAGCAUCGGGGCCUACAACCACAUCAACGAAAUGGCCAGGGCCUUUUUCGCCCAUCAACACCUCGGCGACACACUGGGCUAUGAAGUUGCCGAGGGGCAUGAGCAUUGAACAUUUAUGAUGAGAAACGGUGGUGUCCACUCCUGAUCCUGGAGACCCACUCCUGUGGGCUUUAGAGAUGCUGUUCAGCCAGCAGCUGAUCAGUUGAUCAAAACAUUAAAGGUUCCAUGCAAUCAACGGCUCGAAAUAAGCCAUUUAUACUCAAGUUGGAAGCCAAUAAACCAACGAUCUCCAGUGAACACCUCCGAUGCAAACCUUGUGUUGUAAAUCACAGAUAAUUACGUUAUAUAAAUAAUCUUAAAAUAAUUUUAUCUUUAUUAAUAUAAACCUUUAGCAGUUAGCUUGAGUGUAUAGUUUUAUAAUAACCCAUUGUACCGUAGAAGCAUUUACAAUUAAUCGCAGUUUAUGCCUUCAUAUUUACAAGCUGUUAGAAAUGCAGAGUCAUGUUGUAAGGAAGUGAAGAAUCAAUAAAUGGAAAUAAUCUG